UCACUUUUCCUAGGUUUAUUUAUAAAUAACGUUAACUUCGCUUCUCAUUGUCUCUUACACACUUCCACCCUCGCCGCAAGCUCCUACUAUCAACCCUCGCCGCAAGCUCUACUGUCACAAGUCACAACCCUCUUCUCUUUCUCGCAUUUCCCUCCCCAGUGAGGCCAGAGUCUGCACUAGUUAAGGAGAACAUGGAUAUGGCCGUAGUCAAGGUGGAGUAUGUUCCUGAUGAGAAAAUUGACACUGCAAGUGCGAAAGACUUUGAGGAUGCUGAGGUUGAUAUUUUGAGUUUGACGAACAAGGUCGACGUCGGGUCUAACAAAAAUGAGGACCCUGAUGCAACUGACCCUGAUGCGACUGAGUAUUCGAGUUCGUUUGGUGAGACCGACUCCGAUGGUGAAAAUAGGUCAAGGCCGAGUGAUGCUGAAGUGGAGUCAGAGUUCUUUGGUGAGAAUGGAGUGGCGGGCGGCUCUGAUAGUGCUCGUCCUGGGUUCCGACCAAGGAAGAGGAAGUUGACAGAUCAUUGGAGGAGCUACAUACGACCUCUAAUGUGGCGUCUCAAGUGGACAGAGAUAAGACUCAAGCAAGUUGAGUCCCAAGCAUUAAAGUACACUAGAAAACUUAAAGAGUGUGAGAAGGAAAAGCAUAGGGUACCAGAUGGUUUUAACAUGGAAGAGUCUGGUUCGAAGUCGGUGCCAUAUACAAGUCACCAGUACAGACGCAAGGCCAGAAGAAGAAGAAACCGAAAGAAAGUUGAGAAAUCAACUGACAUAGCGUCAUAUACAGCACAUCAUUAUCUUUUCUCCUAUCUUGAGAGUAAGAAGGCGGAUCGUGAGAGCUCUUUGGAUGAUGAUUUUGAAAAUCCAGUGAUUAUAGAGCCACCACAUGCUGAAUCAACAGAAAAACGCGAAGAUCAGCCUUUGCUUAAAUGCACCAACGUUGAUGUUUCCUAUGAGCAGCUCCUUUGGAACAUUGACAAUCUGCAUAAUAGGGUCCGCACGCUGAAGAGUGGUAUCAAUGCAAUCACGUCCAGAAAUGCUUCCAAGUUUUCUGAAUCAGAGAACUUUAGCCUUGUUCCUUAUGGUGGUGAAGUGCAGACUGGCUCUGCUCAAUCUCCAACCAAUUCUGUAGGGAAUGAGUAUACAGCAUCUGUUGGAGUAGGAGGUGUCUUCAAUUCUUCUCAGAAUGCUGCGGAUGAGUAUGACUUUGGAGACUUUGUCUUUCCUGACAGUGCUGUUUCGAGCUUUGGAGAAGCUUCGAACAUUCCUGAUAUCAUAGAGAGCACUGUCGGCCUGUUGGCUGCUGCUGAGGUCACCCUUCAAUCCGCCCUAGUCGCUGAAUCGGGUGAACAUAUGGUGGAGAGUAAAGAUGUUCUGCUGCAGGACUUUAAGACUGCAACUCACAAUCCCGUGAAGCUUGCGGAUGUUAAAACUGAAGUUGAAGCUGACGGCUCCGCUGAGAAGGUAACUGAGAAGCUGAAGGAGAUCAAAGUUGAAGUGUGCGAAGGUUCGCAUUCUGCUUCAAUUCAUAUAUCAGCAGCAACAGCAACAGCUGGUGCAUCUCAAGAGCAAUCUGCUCUACAGAACAAUAAGGAUGCGGGUAUCCCCAUAAGUAAAAAGAAGCGCGGGGAACGCAAGGCUGGUUCAGGUGGGUGGAACAAGUAGUCCCCCCGGAGAAGCCGAUAAACAAUAAGACUUAGCUGGUGAAUAAUAAUAAUAAUACUUCACAAUUUGUUGUGAAAACCGGUGAAUAAUACUUCACAAUUUGUUGUGACAUAAUAGUUUCAAGCUCAUUUUUAUCAGGGUUGUUGUGACAUUUAUUUAAACAGUUUUAGCCGUGAUAUUGAAUAUGGUUUUAUUAGAGAAUAUGAUGGAUCAGUAGCUGUAAGUGUCUUUGGGAUAAGGGGUUGAGUGAGAGAAUGUGGGGGUGUAUCUUGGAAUUGAAAUUUAGUUUAGUUAGUUAUGGAUAGGAGGCAAUAGCUUUCUAUAGGAGCAUAAGCUCUGAGGUAGUCAGGUUUCCGUCAUUCUCUGUAAUUCCCCCUGUUCACAUUAAUAAAUAAACAACUCAUUUUCACUUUUCA
This is a messenger RNA of Lathyrus oleraceus (garden pea), 2080 nucleotides long. RefSeq lists its product as uncharacterized. Bases 192 to 1664 code for a protein of 490 amino acids. The transcript is spliced from 6 exons. The record is from RefSeq and is a predicted model, not a curated record. Lineage: Eukaryota; Viridiplantae; Streptophyta; Magnoliopsida; Fabales; Fabaceae.